This is a messenger RNA of Sabethes cyaneus, 2422 nucleotides long. RefSeq names its product mitochondrial thiamine pyrophosphate carrier-like. Bases 617 to 1540 code for a protein of 307 amino acids. NCBI's taxonomy places the organism in Eukaryota, Metazoa, Arthropoda, Insecta, Diptera, Culicidae. Gene Ontology annotation, biological process: thiamine pyrophosphate transmembrane transport. Gene Ontology annotation, cellular component: mitochondrial inner membrane. The transcript is spliced from 3 exons. Gene Ontology annotation, molecular function: thiamine transmembrane transporter activity. The record is from RefSeq and is a predicted model, not a curated record.
AGAACGCAAAACUUUGUUUAAAAUAAAGAUAAAUAAAUUAAUGGUGUUAAAAACGAAAUUCGAACUCCACAGUAUGUCGGUUUUGUAGCUGAUUAGUACCAUAACGGAUUUUGCCAUGUCAAUAAGUGUACGCGUCGUAACUAUGAGAAUCACGAGAUUGUUUUAUUUUUAUACGAUGUUUACCAAGGUUUUUCUAUCGAGAUUUUGCGUAAUUUAGUGGACUGGAAUAGAUACAAUGGCUGUUACUCAAUCGUGUUGAAGACAACAGAUACGUGGUUGUUGUUACAUAUCAAGUUCUAAGCGAUUUAGAAUGACAUGAAAUAAAGUGUGAUGCAUAAAUAACACGAAAACCAGCAAUUGGCAGCUUUAUUCUAUCAUCGUUUAGUUGUUUAACAUAUGAACUCAAAGCCAGCGGCGUAUUGAGCGCUAACCUCAAACAAAGGAGAGGAGCAAUAUUGAAAGUUGUGAUAUAACACCUACUACCACGGGCGCAAGUGUCGAUCAACCAAACGGAAAAAAGGAAUACCUGUAUAUUUCAUACCCAAAGUAAAUCAUUUUGAGACUGAAAAACCUUUAAUUUUGUACAAGGUAUCCUCCAUUCUGGGCAGCACACGCAAUGGAUCGCGAUAAAAAUGAUACAUCUUCCAACACAGGAAUUGCAGGCGGCUUCGCUGGCUGCAUAACACGCUUCAUUUGCCAACCAUUGGACGUGCUGAAGAUUCGCUUUCAGUUGCAAGUGGAACCGCUUAGUGAAGAUCACAUGACAUCAAAAUACCGCACUAUUGUGCAAUCAACGAGACUGGUUUAUAAAGAAGAAGGGCUCCGUGCUUUCUGGAAGGGCCAUAAUCCGGCCCAGGUGCUAUCUGUUAUCUACGGAGUGUCUCAGUUUUCUUCAUACGAACAUUGUAAUCAUCUGUUAAGAAAGAUUAAUACCUUUGAGGAGCAUCAAAAUGUAAGGAAUUUUAUUUGCGGAGCUCUCAGUGGAACGGUAGCAACUGUGAUAACCCUUCCUUUGGAUGUGGUUCGUACCCGACUGAUUUCGCAAGACAUGAACCGUGGAUAUAGAAACUCUGUACAAGGAUUAAAAAUGAUAUAUGUCCAUGAGGGCGUAAAAGGAAUGUAUCGAGGCUUAGGACCGGCCGUGUUGCAAAUUGCCCCUCUAACUGGAGGUCAGUUUAUGUUCUACAAUAUUUUCGGAAGCAUGUUUCGACAGUAUUUCAAUAUAAGUGCGAGUGAAACCCUACCGGCAAUCGAACUGCUCAUCUGUGGCGGUUUAGCGGGUAUAUGUACUAAGCUUCUCGUGUACCCGCUAGAUUUGGCCAAAAAAAGGUUGCAGAUCCAAGGAUUUGCCAAGAGCCGACAGACGUACGGACGACACUUUGUGUGUCACAAUAUGUUUAACUGUAUGUACAAUAUUGUUAAGCAGGAAGGAUUCAUCGGCCUUUACAAGGGACUGCACCCAGCACUGUUGAAGGCGUGUUUUAUGUCGGCUUUCUAUUUCGCAAUAUAUGACGAAAUGGUGUGGAUCCUGAAUCACUGAUACUAAGCUUCUAUGGCGAUAUGAUUGAACUACAAACGCUUAGCAAAAAUCCUCAAACUCCUUGGGGUCCUAGAUUGUAAGUGAUCAGCAAACCGGCUAAAACGACAGUACUAAUUAUAUAUUGUAACAGGAAAAAGUGCUUAAAAGUGAAUUAUUAGGCGGAACCGCUAAAUGUGGUCAAUUAAUAUUUGCACCUAUUUGUGUAUGUCGUGUGGCUUGUUAGUUGCCACGGUACCAUGUAUGGCUGAGGCUGAGUCUUAACUUAUUGCUAAUUAUAUUGAGCUUAGGAUAUUUUGUGAUGAUUGUAAGAGACGUGAAGGAGGCGCAAAACAGUGAUCGAAGCUCCUAAUCUACGAACCGCAUGCGUGUCGCAGUAUUGUUAAUGUACAACACAAACAUAUUAAAAAAAGAAAAUAAUUAGCGUUAUAUCAAGUUCAAAAAGCAGGUAGAUAGAUCGUAUUUAUCAAUUCAAUGAUUUACUAACGAAACACAGCUCUCAACGACUACGGUUUUAUUUAUUUGUACAUUUUAUACACCAAAAAGAUCUUAGCAUACUCGCCACGAAUUGUUCAAGUAUCGAUUUGUCGUUUUAGUUUGUAAGAAUAAGUUUGUAACGACUAAAACGAGGGCAAACGAAACACGUAUUGAUCCACCAGACUUCCAUUAAUACCAUAAGAAGAGUAAUGUAGUCAGUACGCGAAUAAACUAAUGGUCUCUAUUCAGCUCAACCUGGUAUAAUACCAAAUCUUACCAUAGAUUUAUUAUGAAGUUGGGUAUAGAAAAGAGUAGACGAUAGCACGAGCUGAACCAUGCUUUUAGAUUUAAUAAUUAACGUUUAAGCGAUAAUGUCUAUCUGAAACUUAUUGUAUCGACAAUAAAAUU